Miscanthus lutarioriparius is the source of this 1638-nucleotide messenger RNA. NCBI's taxonomy places the organism in Eukaryota, Viridiplantae, Streptophyta, Magnoliopsida, Poales, Poaceae. The record is from the annotation of a GenBank genome assembly.
AUGGGUUCCUGUACUUCCAAGUCUGCCCUUGAGCAUAGGAGGCCAGCGAGGUAUUACACCAGAGGGCGAAGAGUCCGCAGCCGUCGGUCCAUCAUGCCAGAGGCACCCCAGUCACAACAGUUGAGCGAUCCCAGAGGACGCAUGACCGGCUUCUCCAUGAGCGAGAUUGUCCAUGUGGAGACGGCCAACCGAGGCAAGUCAGAGCAUUCCAAGACAUUCCACCUUACGCAGAUGGAGUGGCACCACAACCAGAGGGACUCUAAAGGUUGCAGCAAUGAAGAUGCCUGGUUUGAUUCUGUCAGUAUCCUUGAAGAUGAUUCUGAUGAUGAAUUCAAGAGUGUCAAUGGAGAUAGUUCGGACGAAGAUGAGGAGCAGAAGAAGCAAUAUGAGAGCGCUUCCAGUUUUGCUGAUGCACUCUCUCGCAUUGGAGACAUGUGCCGUGGUGUGCCCAUGACAUUAUCUGUUGAACAGUACCUGAGAAAAGAUAAUAGUAUGGACAAUCGUGAUGAUCCUGGACGUAGGAGCCAAAGCAUGUCCGUGCGUACCAGCAAGUGCAUACCAUCCUCCUUUAGCCUGAAGGGCUUGAAGGAUAAAAAUGAUACAGAUGAUGAUAACAGGGAGAACUCCACGCCAUCCCGCUUACGCCAGCUGCUGCACUCUAUCAGCUUCAAUGACAGGAUGCAGCAGCUGACAGGUGGCAGCCCUGCAAAAAAGAAAUCCACAGUCAUCCGGCUCUCAUACAAGACAACAUCAUGUGAUGAUUAUGAAGGCAGUGGUGAAUGCAGUAAAUCUAAGAAAUAUGUUGUCCGUCCAAAGGUAGGGCAAACAAUCCCAUAUGGAGGAGAGAAGCCAACAACAGGAUGUUGGUCACGGAUUGAUCCAUCCCUCUUCAAGUUGAGGAGUGAGACAUUCCUAAAAGAUAAGAAGAAAUGUGCAGCUCCAAACUAUGCUGCUUAUUAUCCAAUAGGUGUUGACCUGUUUGCCUGCCCCAAGAAGGUUCAUCACAUUGCUCAGCACCUCGACCUUCCACAAAUCAAAACACACCCCAAGCUCCCAUCACUUUUGAUUGUGAACAUCCAGAUGCCUACCUAUCCAGCUGCGAUGUUCCUCGGUGACAGUGAUGGAGAAGGCCUAAGCCUCGUCUUGUACUUUAGGGUAUCUGAAUACUAUGACAAAGAGGUUUCUGAACAUUUCAAGGAAUCCAUCAUGAGAUUUUUUGAGAAUGAAACUGAGAAGGUAAAAGGGUUUACGUCAGAAUCUACCAUCAGUUACAGAGAUCGACUGAAAAUCAUGGCUGGAUUGGUCAACCCAGAUGACCUCCAGUUGGGUUCUACAGAGAGGAAGCUUGUCCAAGCAUACAAUGAGAAACCAGUGCUCUCACGGCCCCAACAUAAUUUCUACGAGGGAGAGAACUACUUUGAGGUAGACCUUGACAUACACCGGUUCAGCUACAUUGCUAGGAAGGGACUGGACUCAUUCAGGGAACGCCUAAAGAAUGGCAUCCUCGAUUUGGGGUUAACAAUUCAGGCCCAGAAACAGUCAGAGCUCCCUGAGCAGGUCCUCUGCUGUGUUAGGCUGAACAAGAUUGAUUUCACUAACCAAGGAGUUCCAACAAUAGUCGGAACUGAUGACAAGUGA